UUCCUUGGUUGAGAGAUGAUGUUGUUCCAUUUGUGAUCAGGGUACUUCCACAAGGCAUUGAGACACUAGCAUCAUGGUUGGAGCAAAGAGCAAGAACGAUGGAGCUCACUGAAAAGAGUGGUUGGCCUGCAAAUGCUCUUGAGUUAGCAAGUGUACUACAAGCACCUUCUACUUGUUCAUCAACACAGGAUCAAGAAAACGAACAGAAUAAACAGAGUGGAUUGGCUGGACUGGCAGAUCUAGUUCGCCACCUGAGAGAGUUAUUGGACUUACAUACUAAAUACAGCUGCCGUAUUAGCCUUGCUGAGUUUUCUAAGGAGACUACCAGUACACUUGUGUUUCGACUUCUUGACAGUGUAAAAGCAGCUGAGUUGCUUCCUCAAGCGAUGAACAAGUACAUAGCACCUUACAUGAUCCAUCACAGUCUAGACAAAGACCAAGUAUUAUUAGACUAUGUUAAGGAAAUGUUUGUUAAAAUAUCUGGAUCGUAUUCGUCAUUGUCAAAUUCCCUGUGGGAGGCAAGAGUUAUUGCCGUGAUUAACUACAUCAAAGAUAAACGUGCGUAUUGCCAGGCAACGCUUGAAGUCAUGCGACACGCCCUGGUGCCGUGGAGUGAUGCAGUGGAAAAGCUGGUACACGAUGCCAUGACCGCUUACCCCAAUAACCUGGAGCUGAAAGAACAGUAUCGAUUUGUGGAGCUUAAAAAGGUUCUUCGGUUGUACGGCAUGAAAAGUACACAGGUUCCGGAUGCAGCAAAGGCCAAGUCCAUAGUGCGGAUUAUUCUCACUCGUGAUGAGCCAACGGCGAUGGAAGAUGCACUCAAGGUCGUUCGAGCGUACAGUCAUUUAUCUGAAUCAGAUGUUUAUGUCUUCAGGCUUCAGAAACUUUGCCUUGAUGAACGGGUAACAGAAUGUGUGGAGCUCCUCAACUCCCUGCCCAAGAACAAAGCAGCGCAGUACGCCGAAGAGAUUAUCACGUGGCUAUGUGGGAUACUCGAAGAGCAAAUGUUUGUUGAAUUGGAUUGUAMCAAAGAACAUAUCGUUGCUGCUCAGAAUGCUGUCUCUAUUCUAAAAUUGAUUAAGAAACGUGAGUUGUCCACGUACCAUGAAGUAGACGAGCUACUAGCAGACCUGACCAAUAUCUCAUCACUCCAGAGGGAAUUCUCAGAGUUCUUGUCACUGGAUGACUACAGAGACGCCAUGAAACGUGAGGAGUUGUUUCAGAGAUAUCUUGGAUUACACCUCCAAGGACAGAGUGCCACUAAGGAUGAAAAACCUGAUAAACCAGUAUCAUUAACACGACUGACAAGGCUAUGCAAUCUGAUUCUGAUAAGCAAAGAAGACCUGAUAACCAGACUAGCAGAUCACGCCUUGUUAUCUGGUGACACUCACACUGCUAUAGAACUCUGCAGAGAGCUACUUGAGUUUGCAGCAAAGCCUUCAGCCUCUCACGCCGUGUACGCUAUUGCGCAUGCGCUGUGCCAGCGUAUGUCCGAGGGACUCGUCUUGUCACUAGAUGCAARUGAGAAUACUAACAGAACUAACCUGACUAAAGAGAUCUACCAGUUGCUGUGCUCUAUCUUAAACCUUUGUAAACCAGAUUUACUGUGUGAUUGUCUUGAGUUAUGUAAGUGUAUUGGCCUGGCAAACGAGGUGUACGCACAAUGUGAGACUGGUGACUAUGGCUUCACUGUGCAAAGCAUGGCCAAAAGCUCCAAGAAAGACUUGUUCAGUGAAUGGACCUUCGAUAAAAGGUUYAAGGAAGACGGCCUUGUACUUGAUUCAGUUAUUGCUCUUCCAUUGGCUGGAAAAUUCGCCGUCGCUUGUGUGCCAGACGGACGUAACACGAAUAACGGUAUGCUGUACUAUCAGGCAAGAGUUGCUGGAAGAAACAUAUCUGAUCAAGAAAAUCCUAAGAAUAAUGAAAACGAAACAAUACCGAUGCCAUCACGACUCAUCCAAGUGAGUGCUGCUGGGCUGAACGUCAUACUCUAGGUGUUUGUUUUCAACAUUAUGCUGCCAACAGCUUGAUCGUUGAUACGGAAAGCGACCAUGCUUCAACAAUUAAAUCCGAAAAACAACAUUUGGCAAAAAUAUCCGUAAUGGGGUUGAAUAUCUCGGUGGAGCUGAUUGGUGGUUUACUUGUCAAGGUGUUCAAUCAUAAGACCGUGGACCAUGAACUUGGUCUUGGGUACGUUUGCUCUAUACCCAAACAGCURGCACUGGAAAAAAUGAAAUCAAAAGCCUUUUUCCCAGCACAGAACUAUGGCAAGAUAAUGGCACUGUCUCAUGUUGGUAUUGAUUUUGCUGUUCUAAACAACGAACCCUUAGUACUUGACAACUAUCAAAAAAUGUCGUCUAAUGCCGCGUGGGGACAAAAACUGAGCAAGAUGAAGAUUUACAUCAAAGAUGUUUAUAAACUGGAUCGCGAGGACAUGGUUCGUCUACUACCUGAUCUGAUACAAAAUAAAGACGUCAACCUGGAAACACUGCUCGAUUUCUGCAAGACUUUUCACGUCGACGAAGAAGAAGCCUUAGUUACGUACAUUAARAUGCAGUUAUUGCCRCCCGUUACUAUGGAAACGAAUGGUCAGUCAGAUGAUACGGAUACUCCAGAGUAUGAACRUAAUGUACGGGCUGCAGUACCUCAGAUAUCGUCUGACAGCUUGUUACAGCUACUGAUACAUGUUUGUUCCAAGGUUGAUCCGUACGACUACAGCAAGAUCUUAUUCAUCCUGAAGCUUACCAAGGAACACGCACCCGGUGAUGUCGUAUCGACUGUAGACAAGGGUAUUCAACUGUUGGAGUACCUCAACCAUUAUGAAAGAAAGUCUCUACCGUCCAAAUACGAGAAAACGUUCUCUUACUCUAUAACCACCGAUGAGAAAGAUAAGAUGAGUAUGGCCACAGAAAAACCACUGUCGCCAUUAUCCAAGAAAAGACUACCGUUCCAUCCACUACUGCACGGAGAACCAUGGAAAAUCAUUGCUGCUGAGCUGUCAGAGGACACUGUUCCAAAACUUAUUGGUGUUGCUAAGCUCCUUAAGUUAUCGACAGAUCAGAUGUACCUGACAGCCAUUCAGAACCUCUUCAAGUCCGCUCAAAAACGAACUUCAGGUUCAUCGGAAUCCCUACUAGACGAAUCGACUACAGACAACGAUUCGUCUGAUAGCUUGAAGAGAUUUGACUUUGAAAGAGCAAGAGGUUUGUUGUUCUCCGUCAAGAACAAAGAGAUGGCUAUUGCGGCUGCUAAGUGGAUCGCACAGCARUUACCACUAGGAGAAGAGAAGAUCAAGGUUCUUGAGACGUGUGCGGAUCUUGCAGAUGACUGGCAGAAUACCUGUACUCAGCAGGAAGCUAAGAAAGCCAAUGUGACGUAUAGUCGUCUAAAGGAGCUCAGCAGGGGAAUCGCCACAGAAUACGUGCUGCACAAGUAYGAUAUUGCAGAACCAUCCUUGGUUACCAUGGUAAACCAGCCCGCCAAAUUGAUCUGUCAGCUUUAUGAGACCCAUGGCGCCCGUGAUACUCAUGUCAGAAAUCAGCCCCCUGACAUCAAUAAAGCUUCAGAGGAGAUAGCCUCCAUCAACAACAGCAAGAUCAAUAAAAUACGGCUCUAUCUCAUCGAAAAGUGGCUACCGUCUUCUCCAGCUACCUCAGAAUGUUCUCUAAAUGAGAGUACAGAUCAGGCACUAACGGACUAUACCGAGAACACGGAAGACGCCAUGAAUUUGAAAAGGGUCGUAUAUGUAUUACAGAGUAACCAAGUUGAACACAACAUCAUGUUCUUACUGAAUUUUGCUUACAAGGAAAUGUCUUCUGCUAACAUCACCAGUCUGUGUAGACUAAGAUCUCUCCGAGCUUUAUUUGCCAUCGCUCCAGAUGAUGUCAUCGUUGAAGUGUCUAAGAAGCCCAUCGACUCCAUAAGACAGUACAUGACGUCACUGACCUACUUGGCAGAACUCGAAGCCCUUCACAUACAGCAAUCACUUAGUGCUUUCCAAAAGUGCAACAAAGAGGGACUGGUAAGAGGAUUAUGGCGCAACCACAACAACGAGAGAAGGGCAGUUCGUCUUGUUGCUGAUUUGUGUCUAGUGAAUAAGAUACACGAUCCUCAACUUUGGAACAGUGUACUCCAGCAGCUACUCGGCUUUGGAAUGAUCAAAUACUUGAGGCAUGUGUUGGUAAGCAUAGCAGCUGUCCCCGAAUUGUGGCAGGUCCCCUGUCUUCCUAACGUGUGGAGAAGUGUUUUGUUGGCACCGUUCAAGUCAGUGUCUUUACCGCUGUCAGACGUAGAGCUGAAAUCUUGCACUGAAUCAGCAACACUCCUUCAGAGGUGUCCGUUGCUGUUGGAUCUCAACUUAGAAGUGAUCGCCGAACAUUUUCAUCGUGUUGGAUUACAUGCUUAUGCUCUAGCUUGUCUCAUUCUCAUCCCUUCAAAGAACACAAGAAAAACAAAAAUCAAGGACUUGCUGGAUACAAAUUGUGCCGUCGUUAUUCUUGACCAACUUCAACAUCAGCGAGAGCAUGCGCAGACAUUGUCUCAUGUAAAAAUGAUCGAACAAGAAGUCUUCCAGUAUAUYGAAAGAAACCAAGAAUAUGAAGUGCUACUUGAUACAAUACAUUUUGACAAGAUGGUUCGUGUGCUCAUCAGUACUGACCAGAUUGAUGGGCUUCUUCUCAAGACUUUAAAGGCUAACAGGCUUGAAGAUGCAGUAAAGCUUGUUGGUUUGUAUCACCAAGCUUACCCAGACUCCAUUUCAGGAAGAUAUGCUUCACAGUCAGARCAGCUGAACGGCCUCGAGGAACUAUGGGCAUUCUUAGAAGCCCGUCACAAGCUAGAAGAAGCUUUGCCGUUCCUUCCUCAACUCGAAGAAGAAGAAGACGACGAAGGUACACAAUAUAUCAAUGAGCCGAAAAUGGACUCGAUGAAAAACGAGAUGACUUCUCCAGAAAUAUUUGAGCAUGAGUAACAUAACUAACUAUUUGUCGAAGUAUGACGGUAAAACUUACAACAUUUCUUUGAAAUAGUUUAAAAUUCAUUGUGUUAACGAACGGAAUAAAAGUUUAAAAAUGAAAAAGUCAGUGUAAAGACUGGUAUGUUGCCGAUAAAAUAAUAAACCAGCAAGAGGCAAGUCAAUCUG
This is a messenger RNA of Actinia tenebrosa (Australian red waratah sea anemone), 5140 nucleotides long. RefSeq names its product kinetochore-associated protein 1. Gene Ontology annotation, biological process: mitotic sister chromatid segregation; mitotic spindle assembly checkpoint signaling; protein localization to kinetochore involved in kinetochore assembly. Gene Ontology annotation, cellular component: kinetochore microtubule; cytoplasm; RZZ complex. Gene Ontology annotation, molecular function: small GTPase binding. Lineage: Eukaryota; Metazoa; Cnidaria; Anthozoa; Actiniaria; Actiniidae. The record is from RefSeq and is a predicted model, not a curated record.